AUGAUUUUUGAGGUUGUUCGCGAGUUUCGAGUGAAUUUUCAAUCCAAGGGUGUGAAGAAUGCAGUUCGAAGAUCAUUGCGAAAGUCCAAUUUUCGAAGUAGACCGGGAUUUUUGACUGCGGAAUUGCUCGACUUCCGCCAAGCGAUUCAAGCGGCUCGAGCGGAACUGCUUGAAACUCCUCCGGCCAAGGGUAUAACGCUGCGUCGAGAUGUCGCUGGUAGUUUCGCAGCCGCGCUUCCCGGGACAAGUGUUGGAGCUGCGCUGAUUCCUUUCGGCAGCACGUACGACUCGGCUCAGGAACAUUUGUUCGAGAUGUGUCUUGUUUUUUCCGUUUGUUGCGGAUUGCUGCUUGGGUUGAAGGUUACACGCUGUCGACGUCGAGGAUGCUUUCAGAGUGUCAUCGUCGCCUCCGUCAGCGUUAAUGGGAUUUCGAGCUCGGUCCUGAUGGGAACUCUGAGGUUUCUUGGUAAGAUUGACCUCGAGGCGAGGAACACAAGACCCGGCUUUGGGUUUAGAGCCCUGGUGUUGAGUGUCGGGGUCAACAUGCUCUACGGUGAGCGUGGGGCACUGCAUGGGCUUGCAGCCCGCUGCACUGCGAAGAAAAGGUUGCUACUUGUUAUGAGAUGUCAAAAGGGUCAACAAUGUCAGAAACCAGCAGGGGCCACUUGUCAUGGAAUAAACGACGGGAAUACUCGGAAAGAGGCUUACGUGAGUGACGCGGUAGGAGUAGACGCAGGUGCCGGAGGCAUGUGCUGCAAGUCCUGGUCACUGGACUUGCGUGAACGCGAGCUGCCCCUGUCCGAGGACAUCCCGGAAGACCGUCUCCGCUCCUAG
This is a messenger RNA of Notodromas monacha, 834 nucleotides long. The record is from the annotation of a GenBank genome assembly. NCBI's taxonomy places the organism in Eukaryota, Metazoa, Arthropoda, Ostracoda, Podocopida, Cyprididae.